Messenger RNA from Frankliniella occidentalis (western flower thrips), 684 nucleotides. RefSeq lists its product as uncharacterized. NCBI's taxonomy places the organism in Eukaryota, Metazoa, Arthropoda, Insecta, Thysanoptera, Thripidae. The transcript has a single exon. The coding region runs from base 1 to 684 and encodes 227 amino acids. The record is from RefSeq and is a predicted model, not a curated record.
AUGUCAAAUCCGAAGUCUAAUAAAGAAAUGAUAGGUUCCCUUUUGAAUUUGUCAGAAAAUACUAGACCAGAUUUGAGUUAUGUUGUAAGCAAGCUUGCACAAAAAUGUCAAUCACCAACUGAAGACGAUGUUAAUGAUGUUAAACAUGUCCUUCGCUAUCUUGUUUCAACUGGUAAAUAUAACUUAACUUAUUCCAAAUCAGGGCUACCUAUUAAAGUCUUUUGUGAUUCCGACUUUGCUGGCGACCCCACAGAUAGAAAAUCCAGAUGUUGUUAUGUUGCAAUGCUCGCAAACAGUCCAAUCUCAUGGUACUCGAAGAAACAUAAUUGUGUUGCUCUUUCUACUGUGGAGGCGGAGUUCAUUGCUAUGUGUGAAGUUACUCGUGAAGUUGUGUGGCUGAAACGAUUGCUGUCAGAGUUAGGUCAAUCUAGAUAUGUUCAAAGUCCAUGUACUAUUUUCUGUGAUAACCAAGGUGCAAUCAACAAGACUAAGGAAGUUGAUCAAAAUGUAUCCGAAAGAAACAAGCACAUUGACAUUCAAUACUUUUAUUGCAAAGAUAUGCAGGUUAAAGGCUUUGUGAAAUUUGUUUAUGUACCUUCAUUCAAUAAUAUUGCGGACAUCUUCACUAAACCCUUAAAUGGUCCUAAGACUAAAUACUUUUGUGAAAAGCUCCCGCGUUUAUGA